AUCUGCUAUCCUGCACGUUGCCUUACUAUAGUAUAGACUUAGAAGGGUGCAACCAGGAUUUUAGUUUUGUUUUCGAUUCACAAGAGGUACUGCUCUUGCUAAUUUGCACUAAACUGUGGUUGCUUUAAAGAGGCAGCUUGACAGAGGAGGCAGAGUUCCGGUAUGUUCACGGAAAAGCCUUGAUAAGUGUAACAUUAACGUUAGCUACUUCCGCCUUAAGCUGCCUCUCGUCACACAGAGAAAUGACGGCAACCCUGCGCCCAUAUCUCAAUGCUGUUCGUGCUACCCUGCAGGCCGCCCUCUGCCUGGAGAAUUUCUCCUCGCAAGUGGUAGAGAGACACAACAAGCCCGAGGUGGAAGUACGGAGUAGUAAAGAGUUGCUUCUUCAGCCUGUGAUCAUCAGCCGUAAUGACAAGGAGAAAGUUCUGAUUGAGGGCUCCAUCAACUCUGUCAGAGUCAGCAUCGCUGUCAAGCAGGCAGAUGAGAUCGAGAAGAUUCUGUGCCAUAAGUUCAUGCGUUUCAUGAUGAUGAGAGCAGAGAACUUCUUCAUCCUGAGGAGGAAACCAGUGGAGGGCUACGACAUCAGCUUUCUCAUCACCAACUUUCACACAGAGCAGAUGUACAAACAUAAACUGGUGGACUAUGUCAUUCAUUUCAUGGAGGAAAUUGACAAGGAGAUCAGUGAAAUGAAGCUGUCUGUCAACGCGAGGGCUCGUAUUGUUGCAGAGGAGUUCCUCAAAAAUUUCUGAAAGAGAGAGAGAACCUGGAAAUACAUUCCUUUCACCAAUCUUGGCCGUCACUAUGGAGCUUUCACGUCCUAGAACAGAGAGGAGGCUAAAUCUGACCAGCCAAGACCAUUUGAGAAA
Etheostoma cragini (Arkansas darter) is the source of this 866-nucleotide messenger RNA. It is a transcript of the gene arpc4, whose product is annotated as actin related protein 2/3 complex, subunit 4. NCBI's taxonomy places the organism in Eukaryota, Metazoa, Chordata, Actinopteri, Perciformes, Percidae. The record is from RefSeq and is a predicted model, not a curated record. Gene Ontology annotation, cellular component: Arp2/3 protein complex; actin cytoskeleton. Gene Ontology annotation, molecular function: actin filament binding. Bases 243 to 749 code for a protein of 168 amino acids. Gene Ontology annotation, biological process: Arp2/3 complex-mediated actin nucleation; actin filament polymerization. The transcript is spliced from 6 exons.